AUGGCGCAGAGGAGAGAAGAGCAGCCAGUGAGCUGGCCAAAAAAGACAUGUUUUGCUACAGUGGGCGCUACAGCAUCCUUUAACGCCCUGGUUCGAGAGAUUCUCCAUCAGGACUUUCUGGCUGCUCUCAAGGCAAACAAAUACACCAAUCUAGUUAUCCAGUACGGCCAGCACGGCGAUGAACUAUUUCGCUCGUUCGUCAAGGAUAAUGAAGACGAAAUACUCCAAAAUUAUAGGUUGACACUGGCCGGGUUCGACUUCAACGUCAACGGCCUCAAGGACGAGAUGUGUGCUGCCAAAGCAGAUCCAAGCACAAAUACAGCCGAAGGCCUUGUCAUCAGCCAUGCAGGAUCCGGAACCAUCUUAGAGGUUCUUCGAUUCGGUCUGCCUCUCGUGGUAGUGCCGAAUCCAGCACUGAUGCACAACCAUCAGGCAGAGUUGGCGAAGGAGUUGGCUUCCGCUAACUAUGUAGUCCACGGGAAGCUUGGAAAUCUGGCCAGUGCUGUUCAUGAAGCAGAGAAGCUCCGUGAAAAGAUCCAUUCAUGGCCUCCCAAGCGGGCAGACACCGACUCCAAGGGGUUGGCUUGGGUGAUGGAAGAUGAGCUUGGAUUUCUUGAUUGA
Molecule: messenger RNA, 621 nt
Organism: Nannizzia gypsea CBS 118893
Lineage: Eukaryota; Fungi; Ascomycota; Eurotiomycetes; Onygenales; Arthrodermataceae
Product: UDP-N-acetylglucosamine transferase subunit alg13
Exons: 3
Coding region: 1-621 (206 amino acids)
Biological process (GO): dolichol-linked oligosaccharide biosynthetic process
Cellular component (GO): extrinsic component of endoplasmic reticulum membrane; UDP-N-acetylglucosamine transferase complex
Molecular function (GO): hexosyltransferase activity
Source: RefSeq, a predicted model, not a curated record